AUGGCUUCCACAUCUACCAACGGCGCUGCAGCCGAAGCCUCCACCUCGACCGCCGACAUGACGUCGCGCGAUUACUACGCUGACUCGUACGCCCACUUUGGUAUCCACGAAGAGAUGCUCAAGGAUGAGGUCCGAACGCGCUCGUAUCGCAACUCGAUCAUCAACAACCCGCAUCUGUUUAAGGACAAGAUCGUCCUCGAUGUCGGUUGCGGUACGGGUAUCCUCUGCAUGUUUGCUGCCAAAGCCGGAGCUAAAAAGGUGAUCGGCGUCGACAUGUCCAACAUCAUCGACCAGGCCAGGAUCAUCACCGAGGUGAACGGGUUCAAGGACACCAUCACGCUCGUCAAGGGAAAGCUCGAGGAGGUGGAUCUGGGGCUCGGACCCAACGGAAAGGUGGACAUCAUCAUCAGCGAAUGGAUGGGCUACUUUUUGUUGUACGAGAGCAUGCUCGACACGGUUUUGUUGGCAAGGGACAAGUACCUGGCACCAGGAGGAAUGAUGUUUCCCGACAAGGCGACCAUGUACCUCUCGGCGAUCGAAGAUCAGGAGUACAAAGACGAAAAGAUCGGUUUUUGGGACGAUGUCUACGGCUUCAACUACUCGUGCAUCAAGGACAUUGCACUGCGCGAACCUUUGGUCGACACGGUCGACAUCAAGAGUGUUGUUUGCGAUCCUUUCGCCAUCAAGCAGCUCGAUCUACUCACCAUCACCAAGGAAGAGCUGAGCUUCGAGAGCGAUUUCACACUCAACGCUACACGCGACGACUACGUACACGCCUUCCUCGGCUGGUUUGAUAUCAGCUUUGAUGCUUGCCACAAGCCCGUCCAGUUCUCAACCGGCCCUCACUCGCGUUACACUCACUGGAAGCAGACCGUCUUCUACACCAAGGACGUGCUGGCAGUCAACCAGGGUGAUGCCAUCACCGGCAGAUUGGUCUGCCGCCCCAACGAGAGGAACAACCGCGAUCUGGACAUCACCAUCGACUACCAGGUUCAGGGCGCUACCGCUUCUUCUGGUCGCAUGGAGUACAAGAUGUCCUAA
This is a messenger RNA of Mycosarcoma maydis (corn smut), 1041 nucleotides long. RefSeq names its product putative protein-arginine omega-N methyltransferase HMT1. NCBI's taxonomy places the organism in Eukaryota, Fungi, Basidiomycota, Ustilaginomycetes, Ustilaginales. Gene Ontology annotation, cellular component: nucleus. Gene Ontology annotation, biological process: peptidyl-arginine methylation. The record is from RefSeq and is a predicted model, not a curated record. Bases 1 to 1041 code for a protein of 346 amino acids. Gene Ontology annotation, molecular function: protein-arginine N-methyltransferase activity. The transcript has a single exon.